AUUGCCAGAACGCGAAGCAUCCAAACAUCCUCCAAGGCGUCUUGGAGGAUCCAACGAUCCCUCGUCUCUCUCUCCAGCCGCUGUUGUUGCUGCUGCAUCUGAUGGAUCUCGCAGAGCUGUGGGCGAUCUUCGGCCCCGGCGUAGCGGGUGCCGUCUUCGGUGCUGGCUGGUGGUUUUGGGUCGACGCUGUCGUCUGCAGCUCCGUCAAAAUCUCCUUCCUCCAUUAUCUUCCCGGCAUCUUCGCAUCUCUCGCCGCCCUAAUGUUUAAUUGCGUCAGACGAGAUGACAUUGAUUACUCCCCUUACGAAGAAGGAGAAUGGAGGUUGAAACUUUGGCUUUUCUUUGCAUAUGUUGUAUCCUUUGUGUCUCUGGCGGCAUCCGUGGGCUUGCUGGUGCAAGAUGCAUUAACGGCUGAUGGCCCGUCAGCGUGGACGGGCACUGCAGGUGUCUUGCAGUGUGUGUUUGUGUUGAUCAGCGGGCUGAUAUUCUGGACCUCUCAUUCGGAGUAAGUCGAGAAGAAUCAGGAAAAGCCAAGUAUUCGAUGUGGGACUUCGACAAGACUGCCAGAGCUGCCAGAUCGUUCAAAAGAUGAAACAGUUCACUGCCUGCCCGUAAUUCUUUCUAACUUCCUUGUAAAUGUAGCGAUUCGAUUGGAUGGAGCCAGUCAGCCGAAUUGCAACAACUGUUAGUAAAGUGACAGCAAUCUUUUGAGUCUGGAAACUGUGAUUAUCCUAGAAAUCCAUUGAUGCAUGCAUGCAUCAAUCUACCCAUAAAUUUUAUUUUUUGAUCA
Molecule: messenger RNA, 790 nt
Organism: Magnolia sinica
Lineage: Eukaryota; Viridiplantae; Streptophyta; Magnoliopsida; Magnoliales; Magnoliaceae
Exons: 4
Coding region: 102-509 (135 amino acids)
Biological process (GO): late endosome to vacuole transport via multivesicular body sorting pathway; protein targeting to vacuole
Source: RefSeq, a predicted model, not a curated record